Molecule: messenger RNA, 2032 nt
Organism: Corylus avellana
Lineage: Eukaryota; Viridiplantae; Streptophyta; Magnoliopsida; Fagales; Betulaceae
Source: RefSeq, a predicted model, not a curated record
ACUGUUCUUGGGUUCAUACAGUCACCAUUACUACAUAAGUCCAAGUCCAAGAGAAGUUCAUCCGAAAUUUACUGGAGAAAGCCUAGCUAUAUAUCUCUGAGAAGCAUUCCAGAGUAGAGAGAUUGGAUAUUUUGCUUAGAAAUGGAUUUCUCAUACUUCUUGUUGUUUGUGGCUUUCAUCAUAGACCUUGGAGAAUGCCAAAGUAAUGGGUGUGCUGAAUUGCCGUGUGGAGCUCAUGGCCCAGUCAUCCGAUUCCCCUUCCGGGUUAACAGUCAGCCAGAGCACUGUGGGUAUCCUGGGUUUCAUCUCUCUUGCACUGAUACAAACGAUACAGUGGUUGAGCUGCCGAAUUCAGUCAAGCUUUUUGUCAAACGGAUUAACUACAAAUAUCAGGUACUUCAAUUAUAUGAUCCAGCUCAUUGUAUUCCAAAGCAGCUUAGGAGACUCAAUUUAUCUUCCUCGCCUUUCCAAUUCGAAGUAGAUUCCCCGUAUUACAGCCUUUCAGACUUUGCCUUCUUCAAUUGUUCCCCAAGAAAAGUAAAAUUCGAGUUUAUCCGUUGUCUUAGUAGCCCAAACCACCAGGUUUAUGCCUUCAAUGAAGGUAAUGCCUUCAAUGAAGGUUAUGACUUAAUGAAGUUACCCCUAUCAUCUUGUACAAAGAUGUAUACUCUUCCAUCAAUUCCAAAAACUACAGUACUCGGUGACGAUGAGAAAAAUCUUGAACUGCAAUGGUCCAGACCAGUAUGUGGACACUGUGAAGCAAAAGGCAAGAAAUGCAGAUUGAAGAAACAUAGCACUGAAUUAGAAACCGAAUGCUUCCUCGAAGGUGCAUUAUCAAAGUUAGCGAUCACUGGUAUCACCUUAGGUUCAUUACUAUUACCACUAGCUAUCUUUGCUCUCUACCGGUUAUAUACUUAUGAUAAAGUAGAAAAAGAACAUCAAGCAAAGAUCAACAAGUUUUUGGAAGACUACAGAAAUUUCAAACCCACAAGAUACUCCUAUGUCGACAUUAAAAGGAUUACAAGUCAAUUUUGUGAAAAGUUAGGUGAAGGAGCAUAUGGAAUAGUAUUCAAAGGAAAGCUUUCCCAUGAAAUUUACGUUGCAGUAAAGAUCCUCAACACUUCUAAGGGAAAUGGGGAAGAAUUUAUAAACGAAGUAAGAACAAUGGGUACAAUCCAUCAUGUGAAUGUAGUUCGUUUGGUUGGCUUCUGUGCUGAUGGAUUUAGACGAGCUCUUGUUUAUGAGUUCUUGCCAAAUGAUUCACUAGAGAAGUUCAUAUCUUCAACGGCCGCCAAGAACCCCAUCCUUAAUCUGGAUAAGCUGCAAGAUAUUUCUCUUGGCGUAGCUAAAGGAAUUGAAUAUCUUCAUCAAGGAUGUGACCAACGAAUCCUCCAUUUUGAUAUCAAACCUCACAAUGUUUUGUUAGACCAAAACUUCAAUCCAAAAAUUUCUGAUUUUGGUCUUGCCAAGUUGUGUGCAAAGGAUCAAAGUGCAGUGUCCAUGACCACGGCCAGGGGGACCAUGGGUUACAUUGCACCCGAAGUGUUCUCUAGAAAUUUUGGGAAUGUGUCUUCUAAAGCAGAUGUUUAUAGCUUUGGAAUAUUGUUACUUGAAAUGGUCGGAGGGAGGAAAAAUGUUGACAUUACUGUUGAAAAUAGUGGCCAAAUCUAUUUUCCAGAAUGGAUCUACAAUGUCUUGGAACAAAAAGAAGAUAUACGAAUCUUUGUUGAGGAUGAUGGAGACGCUAAAAUUGCAAAGAAGCUUGCAACUGUAGGACUCUGGUGCAUCCAAUGGCACCCAAUGGAUCGUCCUUCCAUAAAAGAUGUUGUUAAAAUGUUGGAAGGAGAUGAAGAUAAAUUAAUUAUGCCUCCUAAUCCCUUUGCUUCUGCUGGCCAUGUAAAAAAUAAUGCAAAUAUACUAGUAGAACGUCAAAACCAGGAGUUAGAGGUCAUCCCAGAAUCAGAGUAAUUGUUUGUAUACAUGGUGUAUGUGAUAAUAAUAUUUUGCAAUGAUCUUGUACUCUUAAAACUUA